GUUGGCCCCACUUUGGCUGCUGGUUCUGAGUAUGAGACAAAAAGCCCGUAAUUCUUGUGUUAUAAAUUAGAAAGUGAUUAGGGUUUGUCUUGUAGCGUAGUGAGUUCAAGGUUUUCCUUUGUUGUUUCUGAUCAACCCCAACAAUGUCGAAGAGAGGUCGUGGUGGCUCUGCCGGUAACAAAUUCAGGAUGUCACUUGGUCUCCCGGUGGCGGCGACAGUGAACUGCGCCGACAACACCGGAGCUAAGAAUCUCUACAUAAUUUCCGUGAAAGGUAUUAAGGGAAGAUUGAACCGUUUACCUUCAGCUUGUGUUGGUGACAUGGUGAUGGCUACUGUGAAGAAAGGAAAGCCUGAUCUUCGUAAGAAGGUGCUUCCUGCUGUCAUCGUUCGUCAGCGUAAACCAUGGCGCCGAAAGGACGGAGUAUUCAUGUACUUUGAAGAUAAUGCUGGUGUUAUUGUGAAUCCCAAAGGUGAAAUGAAAGGUUCUGCUAUUACUGGUCCAAUUGGAAAGGAGUGUGCUGAUCUAUGGCCUAGGAUUGCAAGUGCUGCUAACGCCAUUGUUUAAGUUGAAUUUCUAGUAUUCAUAAGGGUUUUGUUUCUGCUGUUUGGGGUUGUCUUUGGUUUUGUUUUAAGUUGAAUCUUUUUCAAAGUGAGUCAGUGACUGAGUUUAUGGUUUACAAGUUCUUAAUUUCUCUGUAUGAGAAGUAUUUUGAAGAUUUUAAUAUAAGCUAUUACGUUUGUUUA
Trifolium pratense (red clover) is the source of this 745-nucleotide messenger RNA. RefSeq names its product 60S ribosomal protein L23. Gene Ontology annotation, cellular component: ribosome; cytosolic large ribosomal subunit. Gene Ontology annotation, biological process: translation. The transcript is spliced from 4 exons. Lineage: Eukaryota; Viridiplantae; Streptophyta; Magnoliopsida; Fabales; Fabaceae. Bases 144 to 566 code for a protein of 140 amino acids. The record is from RefSeq and is a predicted model, not a curated record. Gene Ontology annotation, molecular function: large ribosomal subunit rRNA binding; structural constituent of ribosome.